Messenger RNA from Penicillium waksmanii, 1353 nucleotides. RefSeq lists its product as uncharacterized. The record is from RefSeq and is a predicted model, not a curated record. The transcript has 3 exons. The coding region runs from base 1 to 1353 and encodes 450 amino acids. Lineage: Eukaryota; Fungi; Ascomycota; Eurotiomycetes; Eurotiales; Aspergillaceae.
AUGCGCGCCCUGAUCAGCUACUCGACCCGUCGAGCUUUUCGCGUUAAUAGUAGGCGCCCUUACAGCGCCUCAGCCGUCUACUUUCAAACUUCACGUUUCUUCGCCGCCUACGCCGAUCAGACAGUUUCACUGCCAGUCGGGAACAAUGGGCUCAUAAACCUUAGGAUCACUCGUCCGUCACUGCUGCAGGAUACGCCGCCUGGGUCCAAUAAUUCCGGGGCUAAUCGUGCUGUUCAGAACCAAGAAAAUGAAGCCCGAAUCACCAAAGAGAUAUCGCCGCAGCAUGCCUUGGCAUCGGUGACUGCUGCUACGGUGGUGACUGUCGAAUACCGCCUUGGCAAUGUAGACGAAGAGGAUGCACGCGGUUCAAUAACAAGCUCAAAAAGCCCAUCCCCAGGCUCACCCAAACUCGUGUCGACAGGCGAGGUGGGAUCAAGCUUUUAUCAAUACCCCACUCCUUUUCAUGACACGAUCGCGGGAUUCGAUUGGAUUCAAGACAACCUUCGGCCCGCACAGCUGGGGGUAUUCGGCACGCACAUUGGCGGCUCUCUCGCACUAAUGCUAGCACUCACCGAGGCAGAGAAAGUCAAGGCCGUUGCUGCCGCAGCCCCUAUAUGUGAUUGGCCAGGAUUAGAUGAAUACUGCCUCAGAAAUCCAGAGACUUUCGACGGACCUAGCAAGAGGUCGAAGAAGAAAGCAUCGAAAGCAGUCGCGCCGCCCGAUCUUGUCCCCCUACUCGAGGCGCGGAAACAAUUGUUUUCGUCGUUCGAGCGUUGCUUUGACGCAUUCGCCUCUCCCAUUCUCUUUCUCCGCUCCGCAGGCCGAGAUGUACCAAAAGCAUUCCCGCAGUAUCUCACGGGGCCGGAGUAUCCGAUCCCGGUCCUUCAGGAGACUCGAGUAGCAACUUUGGAGCGACACGGGGCCGCUGAUUCGUCCAUCUGGGACAGAAAUAUCUACCCAACUGACGAGGAAAGCAACGAGAACGAGCUACCUACUCGCCGCCGAAAGGCUCUCUCGCGUUGGCCUCCUUAUGGCCUUGACUACGGUUCAAGUGGAAAUACUUGGUCUCAGCCAGGACAUGGAGUUAGUCGCUUGGAAGUUACUCUUCCCUGGGUGAGAGUAUAUUCGGGGAACAAUAAGUCUUUGCUGCACAACUCGGAAGAGUCUACCCCGACGGUCCUUGCUCAACAAAGCGAGGAAAUGGUAUCUGUGCUCCGGCGGGCAUGUUUCUUUGGCCGCGAGAAAGGGUAUGGCGAGCGCAGGGUUACCCUAUCUCACGCAAAUGAAAGCUCUGAGCAAGAAGCAGCUCAUUGGUUUCGAAAUGUCUUCGAUGGGUCUUUCAAGGACGACUAG